GGGGUCCAAUCAUACGCUGAGGGAUGUCCAAUGCUGACGAUAACAUCGGUAGUGUUUACGCUCAAACUGACUUGCUGACUUGGCGUUUAAGAUGUAUUCUAAAGUUAUUUUGUGUCUUGGGCUCCUUGCUGUCGGAAUCCGUCUUGCGCUAGCAGGCUAUGGCGGAGGGACCUGCACCAUACCCCAGGCCGGUAGCCCAGGGGCCACGACUGUUUGUACGGGAACCGCAAACGGAUUCUGUUUGGUUGAUACUUUCACCACUGCGGGUGCUCCUCAACUCACGUCCGCCGUUGCUGCUGGGAGAUGUGUCUGUUAUUAUGGAUACACUGGUACAAAUUGUCAAACUGUUGAUUCUACGGCCACAUCUUCCACCUCUUCAAGUGGUACUGGUAGUGCCAUUGCAGCACUGGGUCUAGGGCUUGCUGCAGCCUGGGCACUCAGUCAGGGACUUGGAAUAGGAUCAUCCCAGAAUGCACUGGGUAUCGGAUCUGGAUCGGCACAGAGUGCACAGGAAGCCUUAUACCUUCAACAAGCCAUCGGAUGAGGAAAUGGGAAUA
This is a messenger RNA of Saccostrea cuccullata (small rock oyster), 557 nucleotides long. RefSeq lists its product as uncharacterized. The transcript is spliced from 4 exons. Bases 92 to 544 code for a protein of 150 amino acids. NCBI's taxonomy places the organism in Eukaryota, Metazoa, Mollusca, Bivalvia, Ostreida, Ostreidae. The record is from RefSeq and is a predicted model, not a curated record.